Molecule: messenger RNA, 3739 nt
Organism: Cotesia glomerata
Lineage: Eukaryota; Metazoa; Arthropoda; Insecta; Hymenoptera; Braconidae
Product: transcription initiation factor TFIID subunit 3-like
Exons: 2
Coding region: 132-2591 (819 amino acids)
Cellular component (GO): transcription factor TFIID complex
Molecular function (GO): protein heterodimerization activity
Source: RefSeq, a predicted model, not a curated record
UCGGAUUAAAAAAUGUAAACAAAGUACAAAUUAUACAAAUAAAUUGGAGGUAAAAUUCUUUCAAUAAAAAUUUAAUAUUGUUUCAAAAAUAUUCCAACCAGGAUUAUACUGUGAUAAUUAAAAAAGAAAGAAUGGCUGAAUAUUCAAGAGGAGUGCUGCAAGUAAUCGUGGCGCAGAUCUGUCAAUCAAUAGGAUGGCGAUCAAUCCAUUCAACACCUUUGGAAUUCAUGGUGGACUUAUUGCACGAGUACUUGUGGCAACUGGCACACGUUUCUCACGAGUACGGCGGAGUGCUGGGCCGCACAGAAGUAAACCUGGACGACGUGGGCCUGGCAUUUCAGCACAUGAACAUCGACCUGAGCCAACUGGCAGAGUACGUCGAGAACGUGGGGUCGAUUCCUUGCGCAAUCCAAGUCCCCAAGUACCCUAUACCCCGCGAGGACCAUUUGAACUUUAUGAAACCGGGAAGCCGGGAGGUGCUAAAGCGUCCGAUGCACAUUCCGGAGUACUUGCCGCCAAUGUACCCCAAGCUGGAGGAGCUUGAACCAGUCAAGAAAGAAGUGAUCUUCGAGAACGACGAGAAUGUGAACACCAAUCAGACCACUCCGUUGGUCGGGCCGGCUGUUGAGAACCAGAUGAGCGCAGUGAUCAACAACCCAGUGUCCGAUGUUAUGAAGCGACCUGGAGAUCCUCUGCUCGACAGCUUCGCCCCGGACAAGCGUAUCAAACUCAGCGACGAAACAAAAACUCUGAGAGAGAUCCAGAGUGUCAUGAUGACAACUUCGGGGUUCUUGUCGCCGGCUCGCGAGGGUAAAUUACCAGAAUCCCGAACUCCGGCUCAGAUUCGCUCCGACUCGCCUCCCGCCGUCUCCUAUCCCAUGAACCCUUGUGAACCUUCGGUUGACAAGCCCAAGGAAAAAGAAAAAGAGCCUGAGAAAGUAAAGGAGAAAGAAAAAGAGAAGAAGGUUGUCAAGAAAAAAUUAGAGUACCAAAAAGCUGACAAGGAAAGCAAGAAAAAAAUCCGCGAGCAGGAAUUAUUUAAAGCUGAUAAAAUGGUGACUGUUAAACCGAAGAAAGCCGAGGGGAAAAAUGCGACCCCGAAGCCUCCCAAGGGUCCAGUAGGCAGGCCCAGAAAAUUCCCUCUGAAAGUUCCUGUCGAAAAGCCUCCGGUUGGUUUUAGUGAUAAUAUUAAAAAAUUACCCGUAGAACCUGACAAGCAAAAGCUGACAAUUUUUAAGAAAAUUUCAAAGGCUCAGGAACAUAACAAGGUCGCUGAUGUUCCUGAGGUUAAACCCAAGGAACUGGUGUCUCGCGAGAGCUCACCGGAAAUUAUUGUUGAUGAGAUAGAUGACGAGCCGGUUGCUGUUAAAAUUGAACAUGGAGAAAAAGAGAAAGUGAAAAAUAAUAUUGAUGUCGACUUUGUUGAUAUCCGGAGUCCUGAUAUAUUUAUCAGCGACAUGUCACCACCGCGAACUCCCACAGUUCCCAAAACUCCGGAGAUAAAAGUUCCGGGAAUAAUAUCUGACCAGGAAAUAGUGAGGAAGAUGGACCGGCCAAAGACACCUGAGUUCAAGCCUCCAGAUAGUUUGUUACCGAAGGACACGAUGAUUCCACCGGGAAUACCGUUCCCGAUAUUUCCGCCGUUUCCUCCCGGCCCGGGGCUGAUUCCGUACCCGAUAAACCACCCGUUGAUUCCAAGGAUGCCUCUGCCGCAGCCGAGGCUGCUUUCGGAGCAGAUCAAGGUUGAGCGGGAGAGAGAAAUAGAGAUUAUUGAGGACGUUAAGCCGGCUCCGGUGGACUUGAUGCCCAUUAGGGGGAUUAUUAAGGUUGCGGAAAGUCUGCCUGCCCAUCCUGUGGUGAAAAUUGAGAAGCCUGAUAAGAAGAAGAAGCAUAAGGUUGAUAAGAAAGACAAGGCUAAGAAGAAAAAGGAAAAGAAGGAAAAACACAGGGAAAAAACUGAUAAGGAGAAGAAAGAAAAGCGCAAGGAGAAAAAGGAAAAGGAAAAGGAAGAAAAGGAAAAGGAGAAGAAGGAAGAAAAGGAGAAAGAUAAGGAGAAGGAGAGAGAUAAAGACAAGGAAGAAGUUAUUCCUAAACUGACUCUCAAGGUCGACUCAAUCGCGGUCAGACCUCCGACUCCGGAAAAUCCGAUUAAGAAAAUCACUUUCAAGCCGUUACCGAAGAAAGUCGAAGAGCCCAAAGCUACUACUAGUCUGGCUAUUUCUUCUCUGGUUAAGGAAAAACCUCUCAAGGAGAAGGUUAAAAAAGUUAAGUCGCCAAGUGAUGCCAAGAAAGCCCUCAAGGCUGAAAAGGCAGCCGAAAAACAUAAAGAAGUAGCUCCUGUUAUUGCUGCUACUAUUGUCGGUCCGGAUGGCCAGCAGAUUUGGAUCUGUCCUACUUGUGGGAAGCAAGAUGAUGGAACUCCUAUGAUUGGUUGUGACGAGUGUGAUGCUUGGUAUCACUGGAUUUGUAUUGGCAUGCAUGUUCCUCCGGCUUCUAAUGAGAACUGGUACUGCAGUUUUUGUAUUGCGAAAAAGAAUGAAGCCAUUCCAGAUAAAAAGAAACAAAAGAAGAAAGUUAAGAUUAAUGUGUAAUUUUUUUACUGUCGAGAGGUAUGAAUUACAGUCGUGGUCAUUAAUUUAAGUAUGUUUUUUAAUAUUACUGGAAAAUAGCCGUUUGUAAACUAGAACGUUUACUCUGAUAGCCAUCUCAUACUAUAACUUUCAGAUAACCUAGUGCCGCGAAUUAUAGAUAACUUGACGAAAAGUAGCUGGCAAUAAUUUUUUAUCUACUAGUUAUCGUAAAGUUAUGGUCAAACUUUACUUCAAAGAAUUGUAUUGAAACAAUUGUCGUUAAGUUACCGAAAUUUUUUAUUCAAGUUGAUUAUAAGCUUAUAGAUAACUUGUUUUUAAAUAUCGGCACUAUCUUAUUGUCAACUUGUAUAUAAGGAUGGGAAUUUCUAGACUUGACGUUAAUUUAACGAUAACUUGUCUUUAAGUUUAGCGAGAAGAACUUAACUACAAGAACUUAUAGUAUGAGGUGGUUGUCAGGGUAAAUUGGGAAAUCAGUUGAUAAUGUCACUUGUGACAUUAGCUGAAAAUAAAAAAUGAUAUCAAUGAAAUUAGCGAAAUGGAAAUUUAACCAAAUAUAAAUUCAGUCAUUUAUAAAAUAGCGAAAAACAAAAAUCUGUGGCUACGUUAAUUUAGCCAAUUCUUACGACAGAAACUUGUAAAAUUAGCCGAUUGUAAACUUUGAGAAUUGUAAAAUUAGCCGUUUCUAAAUCUCUCGUAAUUCUUGAACGGAACGACGGAUCAAAAAACAAUUUGAGGCAUCUAAAAGGACUUCCAUAAAUUUAGUUUUUCUGAAAAUUAGACCGACCCAUUCAAAAGUUAUAAGAAAUUUAAAAACGGCUAAUUUUACAAUUCACAAAGUUUACACAAAGUUUCUGCAGUAAAAAUUGGCUAAAUUCACGUAGCCACAGAUUUUUGUUUUUUGCUACUUUAUAAAUGACUGAAUUUAUAUUUGGUGAAAUUUCCACUCCGCUAAUUUUAUUAAGGAGUUAGGUGGAUUUCAGAGGUUCAAAAAAAGGGUAUUUUUACUUUUUGUUUUUUAGUAUAUACAAUGAUAUAUUUUAUUUAAAAAAUUCAGCAUAUCAAAGAUACAUAUUUAAACAGUACUUUGUAAAAUUUUUAUUUAAAAAUUCCGAAAACUCAGCCGUUGGUACCUCAUCUCCCUUGACGUC